Ostrea edulis (European flat oyster) is the source of this 3791-nucleotide messenger RNA. RefSeq lists its product as uncharacterized. The transcript is spliced from 3 exons. Gene Ontology annotation, biological process: transmembrane transport. Gene Ontology annotation, cellular component: membrane. Lineage: Eukaryota; Metazoa; Mollusca; Bivalvia; Ostreida; Ostreidae. The record is from RefSeq and is a predicted model, not a curated record. Gene Ontology annotation, molecular function: transmembrane transporter activity. Bases 2278 to 3660 code for a protein of 460 amino acids.
UCCGACAACCACUCUGUAAAUCUCCGACGAGCUUGUCGGAGAUUUACGGAGAUAGCCGAGUAUCUAGAUCACCUCGGCUCUUGACUGCAAUACGUAUUCCAAGUAUAUUCAUGAUCAAGACAAGUUUUGAAUAGUGAAAGUAGAAAUUUGUGAAGGUUGUUUACUGUUUUGGUUUUGGGUAUUUUGAUCUGCUUAAAUCUUUAAAUCAAGUAAAAAUUUUCAUUUGACACUGAAGUGUUUGUCGGACAUCGUUGUGCUCUUGAUGGGUAGCUUUUAAUGAUGAUGUAUCAGAGGAUUUACGCUGCAAUCGUGAUUACAACAGUGAGAACUUGAAUGUAAACACAAAGGAAAUGCACAGGUGACAUUGAAUCAUAACAAGUGGCAUUGAAUGUGCCCUGUGUCAUUAUCAUAACAGUUCAGAUCCGUAAGUACCUUAUCAUUACUCAUUUUGCUUCAGUUUGUAAAAUAACUAGACAGUAAUGACUAAUCUGUUUACAUGUACAGUGAUGUAUAUGUAAUCGAUUGUUGUCGACUGUACUAGGAAAAUCUUGUAUGAGAAAUGCCUGUCCCGAUCUAAGCGUUUGUGAAUAAGUUUUAUCACAUUAGCUUUAAAGUUUGUAAAUAUUCAUAAAGCUGUCAAUUCAAUUUCAUUUUGAAGUCUGCAAUUGAUAAUUCAGAUUUUGAUGUUAUAAACUUAUUGAUCAGCAAGAAAUAUAUACAAUUCAUUAUUUUUUUAUAUACAUUUUUAGCUCUGACAAUCAGAGGUGCAGAUUCAAGAUUGCAUGGAUGUUCUAAAUGAAAUUAGGACAGAAAUAUUUUCUGUGAGGAAUGUAUAAGACUCAGCAUCAUCCUAUGACAACACAACUGUGGGUCAUUAAAAUUUAAGUGGAUCUAACAAUGGUUAUAACAUAUCUAACGAUUGUUCUGCUGGAAUGUGUCCAUGGAGGAUAUCACAGACACUGAGACUGUUGGAGAAUAUUUGAUUAACUGUUUUUGAAUUUCUCAUCCCCUUUCAUGAAAGGAAUUGUACUCAACUGAACAAUGCAACUGUAUAUGUAGUUUACUGAAAAAUACUGAUAUGCAGAAAAAAAUAGUGUGUGUUAGUCAUUGUUUACAAACUCAUUCUUAGAUAAAGCUUGAACAUAUGACUGAUGAUUGUUUAAUUCAUUUCCUUCAGUGACUGAGAGCUUCACAAACUGCAAUUCCUCAAGGGAUUUUUUUAUUAUUCAGAAUGUACAAUUUUAAUCUAAUAGAAAAUAAUCAGGAUAAGUCUGACAGAAACAGGACAACUUUAAAUUCCUAUUUUUAAUAUAACCAAGAUGGACCCAAAAUUUGCUUUUAAAAUCAAAUCCCCCCUCCCACGACUUGGAAGGUGGGCAAUUUAUGGUAUAUAAACCCCAUUUUUGCAUUGCAAAUCUUCUUUAUGCCUUCAUCACAGAAUCUGAUAUUCAUGGAAAUGAAUGAAAUUAAUUGCUACAAAUUAAUUAGAAAAGUGCACUUUAUUAUACAUGUAUGUACUUAUGGAGAGAGUAUUGACACAAACCAAAAGACCAUCCAUAUUCAGUUGUUGGUUUUUUUUCCACUAAAGUUAGAUUAAUUGAGAAAGAAAGAAAUGGAAUGAAGGGGUCACGGGUGGUGUAAGUAGAUUAUGACCUAAGUAACAUAAUGUUUCUGGUACCUUUCAGCUUUAGUUGACACACAAAACAAAUUAGAAACAUUUAGUACAUAUGUAGCUCUGUUCAGAAUGUGGGUAGCUGAUAAAAAUCAAUGUCAAGAAAAUGUUGGGAAAAGCAUGCAUACCCAAUCAUUGAUAUAUGAAUAGUUACAUGUAGCUGCUACAGUUCUUAUUAAAUGUUUCCAUGGCAACAAAACAGUCAGAUUACCAAAAAUUAUAUAAGAGGACUUUUGGAAGUCAUCUCUGGUCAAAAUAGACCCAACUGAGUACAAGUAGGUAAAAUGCUUGUAGUUAAACUGAAUGUAAAUAAAACAAGACCUAAAUAACCAACACCAUGUCCCCAAAUGACAUUUAUCGUUAACUUCUUCUAGAUCCGCCACUGGUAUGUAUUCGCGGUCUCGGAUAUAUUUUGCAUGGUAUUGUUUUUAAGAAUCAUUGAAAACAUGAACUUCAUUCUACCCGAGAGGAUUAGUGGUUAUUGAAGAAGGAAAUUGACACUGUCAUUUUUAUUGUAGACCUUCGUAUGUGCGCCUUGUAACUUAGGGAUUUUUAUUGUAGAUAUUUGUAUGUACACCUUGUAACUCAGGGAUUUCAGCCUUGUCAUGUCUCUGACAAGGAGAGAUAUUGAGAGGAUCAUGUCCGUCUUUAUUGGUUUUCUGAGCAUGAUAACUGCGGGCUCCACGUAUGCAUUCGGAGCCUUUACUAACGCUGUCAAAUAUCAUUUCAACUACACUCAGUCAGAAGUUGAAUUCCUGAGUUCGAUGCCGAAUAUUGGAAUCUCAUUUGCAUUUCCUGCUGGAAUAAUCAUCGAAAAAUUGGGUCCUCGGUGGUCCACACUAGGGGGCGUGGUAUUCACCUCUGUGGGCUACGCCUUGUUGUAUACUACUACCACGCAACGACAAUUGUACCACUCAAAAGCCUGGCUCCAGUGUAUUUAUUUCUUCAUUGCAGGUUUUGGGGCCACCUUUUUCUACAUGACACCUCUAUCAAUAAACAUGGGAAAUUUUCAUCCAAAACACAGAGGUAAAAUAGUGGGAAUAAUGGAUGCCUCGUUUAGUGCCGGACCUGCUAUUUUUGCUGGACUUUACGGAGCUCUAUUCGUUCAGGGACACGUCACCGACGAAGACAAUCAAGAUCUUAAGGGAUUCUACCUCCUCAACAUUGUCUGUGCUCUGGUUGUCGGUUUUCUUGCUUUGAUAUUCGUUAAACGAAUAACGUACGAUUUAGAUAUUGAAGUCACCCGUGUCGUUAGCAGUAACGUGAACGGUGAUAAUGACGAGGAGGCCUCACUGUUAUCCAAAAAUAGUUUUCUUCGAGAAAUUACCGGAAUGAAAUUACUGACACGAUUCGACUUUCACUAUCUCUCCUGGGCAUGCUUUAUUUGCGCAGGUCUGCAGCUAAUGUUUCAAAACAAUUUAGGUACAUAUCUGAAAUCAUACGACCUGGAGAGCUAUACUACUCUUUUUACUAUACUCAACCCCAUUGCAGCUAUUUUCUCCAAAUUUUUCGCAGGUUUCGCGUCCGAUGCCAUCAUUCACUGGGUGCCUAGGUCAGCUGUCCUGCUAUCGUUUAACAUUGUACAAACCAUAGAUCUGGGAUUAUGCAUAUUUUACGCAAGUAACUUCACGUUAUUUCUUAUAACGGAUCUCGUGAUCGGAUUUGCCAACGGUGCUGUUUGGUGUUUAACUCCCACAAUGAUAAGCGAGUUUUAUGGAAUGAAAAAUUUCAGUAGAAAUUGGGGCUUCAUAAUGUUAGGAAACGCAGUCCUCGGGUUAAUACUGCAAGAAAUCUUCGGUGUAUUAUACGAUGUGAACACCGGGUCCAACAACCAAUGCUAUGGGCUGCAUUGUUUCACGUGGAGUUUCGUCAUCAUUGCAGUUUGUAGUUUUUGUGCAACGAUUUUGAAUAUCGGACUUUUACAGAAAAAGGUAGAUGAAAAGAAAUACGGAGAGGAAUGUCCAGUAGCUGAAAAAUGUUGUUUGUGAAGAGAGCUGUGAUAAACGUGAAAAUAUUAUACACAUUGAACUGAAGGCACUUGUUUAAUCUUUAAAAAUUAGUAUUUUAUGAUAUUUACAUAAAAAGUAUAAAUAUUUCAAUAUUAAAUUUUACAACUAUA